Molecule: messenger RNA, 2345 nt
Organism: Gastrolobium bilobum
Lineage: Eukaryota; Viridiplantae; Streptophyta; Magnoliopsida; Fabales; Fabaceae
Product: GDSL esterase/lipase At5g37690
Exons: 7
Coding region: 1-1122 (373 amino acids)
Molecular function (GO): hydrolase activity, acting on ester bonds
Source: RefSeq, a predicted model, not a curated record
AUGUCAAUGCCAAGGCUGGUUUUUGCUACAUGUAUUUUCUUACUGGCAGCAAUUGCUUUAGCAGCUGAGCCUGUGACCUAUGUCUUUGGUGAUUCAUUGACAGAUGUUGGGAACAAUAAUUUCUUGCAAUAUUCUUUGGCGAAGUGUAAUUAUCCAUGGUAUGGGAUUGACUAUAGUGGUGGCCAGGCUACUGGAAGAUUCAGCAAUGGAAGGACUAUUGGUGAUUUCAUAUCUGCAAAGCUUGGAAUCCCAUCGCCACCAGCUUAUCUUUCAGUGCCUCAAAACGUUGAUGCCCUCCUCAAAGGGGUAAACUAUGCAUCUGGUGGGGCUGGAAUUCUCAAUGAUACAGGACUUUACUUCAUUCAGAGAUUAUCUUUUGAUGAUCAAAUAAACUAUUUCAAGAAAACCAAAGAAGCAAUCACGGUAAAAGUAGGUGAGGCGGUUGCCAACAAGCAUUGUAAUGAAGCCAUGUACUUAAUUGGGAUUGGCAGUAAUGACUACGUCAACAAUUUCUUGCAGCCCUUCUUGGCAGAUGGCCAGCAAUACACUCAUGAUGAGUUCAUAGAGCUCUUAAUCUCAACCUUGGAUCAACAACUUACGACACUCUAUCAGCUGGGAGCACGAAAAAUGGUCUUCAAUGGACUUGGUCCACUAGGUUGUAUUCCUUCACAGAGGGUUAAAUCCAAACGAGGCCAAUGUCUAAAGCAAGUCAAUGAAUGGAUCCAGCAAUUCAACUCCAACGUACAGAAACUAAUCAACAGACUAAACCAUCGUCUUCCAAAUGCAAAACUAAUAUUUGCAGACACCUACCCGUUAGUUCUUGACUUGAUCAAUAACCCAUCUGCUUAUGGUAAUUUAGCAUCUCUCCUGCUUCGGUUAUGUUUUAAGAUUUCAAAUACGUCAUGUUGCAAUGUAGACACAAGUGUUGGAGGGUUAUGCUUGCCGAACUCAAAGUUGUGCAGCAAUCGCCAUGAAUAUGUAUUUUGGGACGCCUUCCAUCCUUCAGAUGCAGCAAAUGCUGUUCUUGCAGACAAAUCUUUCUCUAGUAUUUUCUCAUCAGCUCCUUCAGCAGCACCAGGGCCUUCUCCACAACUUUUCCAAACAUUCAUACCAAAAAAUUAAUAGGAGUUCAUUUUGCAAGUUUAACAACAUAUGCAAUCCAAUCCAAUGAAAUGAUACUGCCAAGUCUUGAGUGUAAGAAUAAUGUAUACUUAUGAGAUAAUGGCAUAUACUAAUUUAAAUGUAAUACCUUUUAUGAUUCUCUUAUUAUAAAUUGUAACGGGAACUACCUAGUCUUACAUGUAGCAAAAAUCAAUAAUGUUACUUAUGAAAUAAUAUCAAAUACAGAUUCUAAUUCUCUUGUUAUGCUCAUUUCUGUUUGCUUUUCAAUAUAGCAAAUAUUGUUCAUAUUAAAAAAAUGAAUUGUUGACUUGAAUAUUAACAUCCAGAAACCAAUAACUCAAUUGGCCUUUUAACAGAUCCACAACAGUUACAAUGAAACAAUUCGGGGAUUAAGCAUUACAUUAGAAUUGGAACUUAAUUAUUUUUAAAUGAGCCGGGGUUGUUUGCUCUCAGUUGAUGGGCACUAAUUUUUCCACAUGAGAAAACUUGAGAUGGGUAAAGGCCCCUUUCAUUUAAGCUGAUCUGCUUCGAGUGCUUGACAAAGCCCUCUCCCAACCUCUAAAAGAAGAGGACAAAACUAGACCUCUUAUUUUAGAAGAAGAAGUCAUCAAGCAAAACCAAGCACAAAAAGCUUAUCUUAAACUCAAAGGAAAGGAGCCUUCAUGCCCCAUCCAGCCUCCCUUCGGUGUGGUUAAAGCAAAACAAUCAUCAUCGAGCAUCCCCAAUAGCAUUCACAUACAUAACCACAGAGAGAACCACAAAACAAAAUGCUUGCAACUCAAUUCAACCUAAAAAAUGGAAAAAGAAAAAGCUCCGAAAUUUGUAACGAAUUCCCUAAUUUCAAGGAGUAACAAUCAGAACAAGACUAAAUAACCCAAAAAAAUACACACCCUAAAAAAAUUUAAAAAAAAAAGAAGAAGUAAAAAACAAAAACAAAAUACUUGCAACUCAAUUUGGAAAAAGCUCCGAGCUUUGCAGUGGAUUCCUUGAUUUUAAGGAAAAAUAAUCAAAUCCCAGAAAAGAAAAACAGAACAGUGUUUGUGAACGAAUAAAUUGUGGAUCCUACGAGAAAUAGCAAGAAUCCAUUGGUAAUGGGAAUAUGCCAGUCCAUAGGAACCGGUCAAUUUUGCAUCUUUUCGUAUUCUCUAUGCCAUAUGGUUAGAGAAAUAGAGAAUCAUAGUGGAUGCACGUUUGUUUAAAUACAAAGAAUCAUGAAUUGAAAA